AUGAAGAAGACAGAAACAAAAUUGCCAUAUACUCCGAGCAAGGAUUCGCAACAUAUUUAUUUCAACAGAAUGGGGUUUUUUAGACAUCAUCAAUUUGCGUGUGAUCUCAACAUUCAUAUUCAUUAUAUUGCGGUACGAUAUCCCGGAGCGUGUCAAGAUGCAGCGAUCGAAGACUAUUGCCGAAUCUGGAGAAAUUAUGCUCUGCGCUUUCCUCAAUAUAGCACUGAAUUAAAGAAAUGCGCAGCCAACUAUCCGCAAAUAAAUAUUGCUGAAGCUAGAAGUAGGGACAGCGUUGUGCAGAUACAAACUCUAAAGGGACGCUCAUAUUGGGGUGUACUAUCACACCACUUGCGCAGCUUGGUAGUGGACUAACUUCUCAAAUUCGUUCGUGAGUACCUCCUUUGACGUAAUACAAAGAAGUAUUAAUGAAGGGUUGCAGCGUCGAAAUGGAUCUUCAUAUAAACCACUUUAAUCCCACGACAGUCGGGUAUACGUAACCGGAACGACCCAGAUUUAUAUCUGACCAAGGACUGUCACUCCAGCAACACUUCCCAAAAAGUCUUUGGGGAAUUUGUAUGCAGCUACAACAACAACAACGGCCAUCGGGUUCUUUAAAAGAAUAAACUAUCUUGCUCUCAGAAAAAUAACAGUGAAUUAUGCCAAAUUUAAGUUUCAAUCGUCGGGAAAGAAAGUAUUGGAGUUGUAACCCCGAGAUCCUAAAAUGGGUGCACACAAUGACAGUACGACUAGUAGUGACUAGAAGUUUAUUAGCGUUGAAACUGUCGCCCAUCACAAUUCAGACUGGCAGGUGCGAUGGGCACGUACCCGACGACAGGACAGGAGGUCGUCAAACACGAUGAAAAGGUAUCGCCCUUCCGUGUUGCCGCUACGAGGUAAAUCUCCCCAUCGAGCGCACUUUCUUAAACAUUCCAAGGGAGGAUUUUGACAGAGAAAAGAUCUUAUCAUCCAUGAACUUGGAAAAACUAUUAACCUACCCCUCACAAAGCUUUUUUCUUCAGAGAUAAUAUGAAAAAAAAAAUUUAAAAGCACUCCAUUAUGGAAGGACAUAUACCCAGCAAACAUUGAGGUUAGUUAUUAAUUAGAGAAUGAUUGGAGAAAUAGCCACAUUCUCCGCUCCAAUGUUUUUAUCAUGGUUUUACCUUUAAGUGUUUUUAUCAUGCUCCAAUCUCAAACGUUAGAGAUCGACUCAGAAAACCUAUCGAAAAUCAUAGCGAUCUCAACAAAAAUGGGACAUACUUCUCGACUCGAGAAAAUAUUAAUUCUCGAAUCGAAUUCUAAUAUUAAUCUCUAAUGAGAUUCGAAUGUGAAUUUCAAACUACUUCAUUAAAAAAAAA
Molecule: messenger RNA, 1355 nt
Organism: Rhagoletis pomonella (apple maggot)
Lineage: Eukaryota; Metazoa; Arthropoda; Insecta; Diptera; Tephritidae
Source: RefSeq, a predicted model, not a curated record